Molecule: messenger RNA, 499 nt
Organism: Micropterus dolomieu (smallmouth bass)
Lineage: Eukaryota; Metazoa; Chordata; Actinopteri; Centrarchiformes; Centrarchidae
Product: nucleolar protein 58-like
Exons: 2
Coding region: 215-484 (89 amino acids)
Cellular component (GO): small-subunit processome; box C/D methylation guide snoRNP complex
Molecular function (GO): snoRNA binding
Source: RefSeq, a predicted model, not a curated record
AACAAAGGGCGUCAAUUUGUGUUGAAAACUGGACCUAAGGGCUCAGAUUAGGGUUGUGAUGAUACUUAGCUCACAAGACGAGACGAUGCACAAGAUUGGUGUCAUGAGAACGAAAACAAGCAGACUUGUGUACCUGGCCAUAAACCGGAUUAAGAAGCUAAGCGUUAUAUGCAAGAGUUGUUGUCUCUAACCUCGCUCUGGUUUUCAGGACAAGAUGGACCUGAGCUGCGUCCACAGCCCUGCUGUAGCUGAACUCAUGAGGUGCAUCAGGAGUCAGAUGGAGAGCCUCAUCACUGGGCUUCCUCCCAGGGAGCUCAGUGCCAUGUCUCUGGGGUUGGCUCACAGUUUAUCCCGCUACAAGCUGAAGUUCAGUCCAGACAAAGUGAACACUAUGAUCGCAGACAUUUUAACACUAUUGAAGAAACAUUCAAUGCUGAAAGAUUUUGAGCAUUCAACACUUACUUUCCUGCAUCUGGACAAAUGAUCUGCACCAGUUUUU